AAUUUAAGAAAAUUAAAACUGGUUUGCUCUCUGACUACUCACGCAUGAGCAUGGAAAUACCUAAGCUCAUGCGUAGAUUGGCGAGCAUGUCACUUAAGUGGUAAAGCCUCUGACUUGGUACGCAUGAGCGGCCCAAAAUAUGCGUGACCUAUCAGACGCGACUUAAACCAGCAGGCGCGUCCUUAUGUUUCAAACCUUCUUCUUUUUCCUUCUGCGAACCAAAAUCCAUUUCUCCCCCAUUUUCGAAACUCCAUUCCUAAGUCUCUAGACUUGUUGGUUGUUCCAUUCCUAAGAAUUUGAGUCCUUAGUUCUCCUUUACUCUUUCAUCUCUCAAUUUCUCAAGGAAUGGCUUAUAAGGGCAGUGGAAAAUUGGAUACGUUGGCAAGUUUAUAUGCGAAACUUGAGGAAAAGGAUUCUGUAUUUAAGAGGAAAAUUGACCUUAUUAUAUCAAACAAUGGUCCAGGUAGUUGUCUUCUCCGACUAAUGCAGAUAUCGCAUGAAUGCAACAACUUUCCUAGUAAAUUGUGUGAUAUUUUCAUGGAAAAAUAUCAAGAAAUUGAUCCAAGGUUGAAAUUUUAUUCAUUCAACAUAAAUGAUAUUCUCAUAAAUGUCACACUGGAAGAUGUGCUAUUCAUAACCGGGUUACCAAUUGAUGGGAAACCCGUUAUCUCAGAUACUGGCUAUGAUGAAGGCGCAUUCUUAUCCAUAUUUGGGAUAGAUAAAAAAGUUCUUUAUAUUACUGAGUUAGCAGAUAUUGCAUGUGGGCAAGAGCCAGAUGAUAGGAGGAUCUAUGCUAUACUGUUGAUAGUGAUCGUUUCCAUAGUGGCCCCAACAGGGGAUGGGCAUGUAUGUCGCUCCUCAUACGUUCAAUUCAUUAAGAAUUUGGACGAUGUGAACAACUAUGCAUGGGGGGCUGCUUUACUCUCGUUCUUAUAUCGUGGGAUGAGAAGGUACAAAACUGAAGAAAAGAAAUUUGUUGAUGGGAACACCUGGGUAUUAUUAAGUUUUAUGUUGUUCCACAUUCCGAAGUUGCAGCAAGAACUUCAAAUUGACCUCACAGUGCAGCCGCCAACACCUCUGUUAUUUUCGGUUGUGAAUUCAUUGGAGAAGAUUGGUCGAGACCAUUAUUCAAGAUAUGUGCCGAAAGUAACUGCCUUGUUAAACUCUCUGGAUGCCACGGAUAUUAAGUGGCACCCAUAUACAAGGGAGAUGCUGCCUGCUAUGGUCCAAGAACAAAUUUCUUUCACCACCCGUCUAUCACCACUGUUCUGCUUAAAUUAUGUGGAACACCAUCUUCCUCACCUUCUUGCCCCUGAUAGUCCAUUAACAUGUGCCUGUACACACAUGGGUAUGUGCAUUGUUGGAGACUUGGAGUACAUGUUCGUUGUUUGCAGUUAUUUGGCAUGUCACUGGAGACAUUUAGUGUCAUGUCAUUAUCGUAUUGUUUUGCACUUUUUUGGUACUGAUUAAACUGGAUUCCAUUUGGUAAUGGGAUGUUUUCAGGAUAUUUGGCUAUUUGCCAUUUUAUAUGGUACUAUUUCAUGCUGUCUUUUUCAGGUUAUUUGGUACUGUAACAGUUUUUCUCUGAAGCAUCAUUAAUGAUUUAGACUGUUUUAAUAUGUAAUCAUUUGAUUAGCUAGUCA
Molecule: messenger RNA, 1643 nt
Organism: Lotus japonicus
Lineage: Eukaryota; Viridiplantae; Streptophyta; Magnoliopsida; Fabales; Fabaceae
Product: protein MAIN-LIKE 2-like
Exons: 5
Coding region: 346-1470 (374 amino acids)
Source: RefSeq, a predicted model, not a curated record